AUGCCGGCUAAGUGGUGUCCUGAAGCCUUAAACUAUAUUGUAGAUGCCACCAACCGCCUACCAAUGGCCCGGCUGGGGAUGAAGACCCCGUAUGAGUUACUGCAUCGUAAGAAGCCCAAUGGCUUGGCACUCAGAAUUUGGGGUACAACAUGCUAUGCACAUGUACAAAAAACAAAGCGAACAGACCCAAACCUCGGUGAUCGGGCAAUCGAGUGUAAGCUUUUGGGGCUGACACCCAAAUAUAAGGGGUAUCGGCUGCUAGACGUCAAGGCAAAUAAGUACCUAAUCUGUCGCGAC
Molecule: messenger RNA, 297 nt
Organism: Phytophthora sojae
Lineage: Eukaryota; Oomycota; Peronosporomycetes; Peronosporales; Peronosporaceae
Exons: 1
Source: RefSeq, a predicted model, not a curated record